This is a messenger RNA of Penicillium concentricum, 3093 nucleotides long. Its product is annotated as sodium/calcium exchanger protein. Gene Ontology annotation, cellular component: membrane. The coding region runs from base 1 to 3093 and encodes 1030 amino acids. Gene Ontology annotation, molecular function: monoatomic cation transmembrane transporter activity. Gene Ontology annotation, biological process: intracellular calcium ion homeostasis; monoatomic cation transport; transmembrane transport. The record is from RefSeq and is a predicted model, not a curated record. Lineage: Eukaryota; Fungi; Ascomycota; Eurotiomycetes; Eurotiales; Aspergillaceae. The transcript has 2 exons.
AUGAUGAACCAGCUGCCGUCCUUCCUGCAGCCUGCCGUCCGCAAGCCCCGAUAUUCAAUCCGACCAUUUUAUACCACGCUGUUGGUGUUUGCACUUAUUGGAACAGCGAAGUGGGCUAUACCUGGUACUACAAAUGAACAUGCGCAGUUUUCGCCACCGGGUACAGGGCCACAUGUAAACCUGUUCAAACGAGAGGGGGAACUAGAGUGCCGCUUGGUCCGCAACGUCGAAAAUCAGUGUGCCUACGUCCGCGCCAACUGCCCCGAUCACGAGGAUGGCCUAAUCUCGUACCUUCAAUUUUACUAUUGCGGCUUUGCCGGCGCAAAACCGGUAGCGUUCACGAUAUUGAUCCUCUGGCUAUCAAUGCUCUUCAGUACCGUCGGUAUCGCGGCAAGCGAUUUCCUGUGUAUUGAUCUGAGUACGUUGGCCAGCAUCCUAGGACUGAGCGAGAGUCUCACAGGCGUGACAUUCCUUGCAUUUGGCAAUGGAAGCCCUGACGUAUUUUCCACUUUCGCCGCCAUGCGGUCGAAUAGUGGGAGCUUGGCGAUUGGUGAGUUGAUCGGCGCGGCGACUUUUAUCACCUCGGUUGUGGCGGGCUCCAUGGCAUUAGUUCGGCCAUUCAAGGUCGCGCGAAGGAGUUUUGUCCGAGAUGUGAGCUACUUCAUAGUGGCCGUCGUUUUCAGCAUGCUGCUGCUGGCCGAUGGGAAACUCCAUGUAUGGGAGUCAGCUGCGAUGGUAGGCUUGUACGCCUUCUAUGUCGUAAUGGUGGUGACCUGGCACUGGUAUCUGGUACGACGGCGCCGAAAGAAUGAGAGAGACCUUGCAGCGCGAGCUCACUUUCAUAUACCGGAGAAUCAAGAGCUGGAGAUCGAAGAGGCCGCUGAGGACGAUGAUCCCGGUGUAGCGACAGAGUCACGAAGCCUUCUCCGCGGAGCCUCAACUGAGGAUUUUGAUCUUUUGGAGCGCGCAGAGGCUCUUCCUCUGUGGAAAGAAGAGGACAAUGAGGACGAUGAAACACGCAACCGGUACCUGGCCGAAAUCCGUGAUAACAUGCACGUUUAUCGGCCCGUUAAAUCGAGGCGUAAUACGAUGAACCCCAUUCGACCAAGUCUUGUCGGUGCAUUAGAGUUUCAAUCCGUUCUUCACUCGCUGCAAAAAUCAAGAAACACCCGUCGCAAUCCGACAAUAAGCAUGAACAACUAUUCAGAUGACGGCGACUCCGAUUUUGAUACGCGCUCGGUGGCAUCGCAUCCUCGCGCCAGUCGACCAUCUGCCAGUAACGACCGCCUGUCACCGUCCAGCGCAGCUGGUUCCUCUCGGGUUCGAGCUGUGUCGGCGAAUGAUGCCGUGGGGUUGAAAUUUGACUCUAGUGUCUUGGGACCCUCGCCAACACAAGGUCCACUGCUUACAGUGAGUAGGCCUUCUUUUGAGGAUACUUCGGGACAAGACGCCAUGGAGUCACGCCAACUCCCUCGGAUUGAUACUGAGAUGGCGCUGGAUGUGUCUUCUGCGAAUCGGUCACCGAGUCUGAGUCCCGGUACCAUAAGUCCUAAAACCCCUGACCGGCUCGCUCCAUCGGAUGCUUUUAACUUUCCCAAUUACCACAAUGGAGGGAUACAUGAACCGCCCUCGAUGUCAGUAUCCCCUAAGGGCACUGCAACCCGCCUUCAUCCAGGCUUUGGGUUAGAAAGCCCCUCAGUGCCCUUCCCAUCGUAUACUGAUUUACCGACCUUGGCAUCCUCUCGACCACCCAGCAUUCGACUGUCAAAUUCAGCCAGCCCGUUAGAACCGCUUCAAGUCCACGAUGGCUAUGAUGAUUUCGCUCAUGUAGGCCUCCCUUUCCACAAAUGCCUCGGGAAUUGGUGGCCUGACUCGAUUCCCCCUCCCCAGCAGAUUGGUUGCACACUCUUCCCAACUUUGGUGGGCUGGAAGUCUAAAAAUGUCUGGGAACGACUACUCGGUAUUAUUGCGGCUCCCAGUGUGCUGCUUCUUACCAUAACAGUCCCAGUCGUUGAGCCGGAGGCACCAGAAUCCGUGGAACCGGACCCCAUACCCUCGGUGAUCAUUCAGAACGUCGACGAUGAAGGGAAUCCCUCCCCAAGGGUUAGACUUCCAGCCGAUAGUCCAGUGAUUGUGGCUCAGGCACAUGACCACGCCGGAUCAGCUUCUACUUUGCCGCCACUGCACCCCCAUCAAAAGUCGACGUACGAAAACACUGGUCGCCCGCGAUGGGACUCGGAACUCCCGGCCGUGCCAGUGCCAGGUUCACCUCCUCUGCAUCCUGUGCCAGCAAAGGACUGGAAUCGCUGGCUGGUUUCCAUCCAGCUUUUCACAGGUCCGUUCUUCGCCGUGCUCAUCGCCUGGACGACCGUGGACGAAGAUCGUCAGCUCCGCAACCUCAUUCUUCCCUCCCUUGUAUCCCUCUUAUUCUCCUCCAUAUGCCUCACAGCAAUGAUAAUAAGCACCCGUCCUCGACGAAACCGCCAAAACCCCAGUGCAGAUCUUUCCAUCCCGCUUCUCCCCCACGAAUCCCAACUACACACCGACACUAUCCCACCGCCAUGGCGGACAUUCCUCUCCCUACUUGGCUUCUUAGUUGCCAUAGCCUGGGUCGCGACAAUCGCCACGGAAGUUGUCUCCCUCCUCAAGACCAUCGGUGUUAUCCUCAACAUCUCCGACUCCCUCCUCGGAUUGACCGUCUUCGCCGUCGGAAACUCGCUAGGCGAUUUAGUCGCUGACAUCACAAUCGCCCGACUUGGGUAUCCGGUCAUGGCCCUGAGCGCCUGCCUUGGUGGUCCCAUGCUCAACAUUCUCCUUGGUAUCGGGCUUGGUGGUCUGUAUAUGACUGUCAAUGGCGGAAACCAGAGACACGACCAGGCGCUGCAGGGUCUCGCCCCUGUGCAAGUCCACUAUGAGAUUGCCAUAUCUAAGGUGCUUGUCAUCAGCGGCGCGACACUUUUGUUUAUCCUGAUUGGGCUAUUGAUUGUUGUUCCUAUGAACAAUUGGAGAAUGGAUCGCAGGAUUGGCUGGGGUCUUAUCGCUGUUUGGUGUCUCAGUACCUUGGGUAAUGUGAUUGCGGAAGUUGUCUUGUGA